This is a messenger RNA of Seminavis robusta, 1593 nucleotides long. Lineage: Eukaryota; Bacillariophyta; Bacillariophyceae; Naviculales; Naviculaceae. The record is from the annotation of a GenBank genome assembly.
AGAACUUCGACAUUUCCCCCUUUUUUGUCAGAAUCCACGGCGUGUCAUGUCAAGAAUCAAAGUGCAACCCGAGGAGCUGUUUGCGAAGGAAGCAUAAGCUGCCCUCAUACCGUAUGGAUGCAGCGAUGCAGGCCAGCAAAGGUCACCCCCAAGGGUGGCGUACCGGUAGGCUUGAAGAGGGAAGUCACGGAGUCCACCCAUGGUGAGGACAAUGAUGAGGAGCACGAGAAAGGAGAGUCCAAGUCGGUGAGCGAUAGCGCCACCGAAAGCGAGAGCUACGAGGAGUCGGAGGAGAGAGUGGGCCGAAAUACUCACAGAAGCAGGUCAAAGAGCGACCCAAGGGACGGAAACCUCGCAAGAAGCCCGGCUGGUCCGGGGCGAACCAAGUUGGUCAUUUCACGAGAGCCCAUGGAAGAUUGUCAUAUGCGCGAGAACGGGAUGGUAAAGGAGGGUCUGCUCAAUUUCUUGGCUGCUGUCCGGCACAAGAAGACCGGGGAUGAAGUAAUGGGUGCAUUAUUAGUCGACCACGCUGCCCAUCUGAGGGAACAGCAAGGAAAGGAAGACGAGCGGAUGGCCCGUCGUCUGGAGAGGGAGACCAACAACCGUGUUGAGCGCCUUGUGACAAAUGGGUACCUUCGGGAGGAGGCUGAACAGGUGGUGGCCCGAUGGAGGGCCCGUGUGGAAGUUGACCGUUUCCGGGUUGACCGGGAUCGUCGCAUGCACGAGUUUCAGAUGAAGUUGGCGGGAAUCAAAGCUAAUUUGUUGGACCGCCCAACCGGGAAGGAGGAUGGCGACAUGAAAUCUCCCCCAGGAGGGAGUAUCUCGCCUGGUGGAACGGGGGUCCUGAGUAGCCACCUGAAGGGUUCCCCAUGGCCCCCAUCGAGGCUGCACUAGCCAAGGUGGGGGCAGCAGCGAAGAAUGGGCUCCGGUGGUGUCCAAGAAUCUGGGUUGCCUUCUUGGAGCUCUUCAGUAUCAGUAUCAGAAUGUCAAUCCCCUCCCCAACUAGAGUGUGUGAAGUUAUCUAUCUGGUCAUGGCAUCUUCUGCUUCGUCCACAAUGUUAAGCAUAAGAGGUCGAAACUUCGGUACAUACUGCUUCAUACAGACACCACCACAAAUCCAACUUCCAGCCCACUGACUUCACACCUCCAUUAUCUAGCUAGCUAGCAGGUAGCAUCAUUUCUACUACGGUACAUCCUUGCAGGCCAGGCAUCUGUGGAGUGUCGAUGCCUCCCACUGCACCCUCAAAGGUACAGUACCAAUACUACCGCUACGGUCAAACAGACAUCAGUCAAACCAGGGCCACUUGCGGUAAUCUUCCAGCAGAAUUGCCAAUCUUGCACCAAGCCAAUCUCAUCCAAUCCUGAUGACCAUCUUUUGUUCCAUUCGCCAACGCAAGCGAGCUUCCAACCAAGCUACAGUAGUGUACCUAUUAACCACCAUUCAAGCUGUGAACACUGGCAUGCCUUGCCAAUCUUUCGUAAUCUCUGCAGCUAUGUGGUUGACAUUGAUUGGAUAUGUCGGAGAUAUUUUUACCAGUACUGCUAGCUCCUCGGAGUUGUUCGGAUAGGUUUGCCGGCACCCGACACCGCCGA